UGAUUCGACUAGAACAAUUAACCAAAAGUAGCGAUACAGUGCAUCACCUUCUGUAAAGUGGAAUUUAUUUUUGCCAGUUGCUGUACAGUUGAUCAUGGCUAUUCAAUGGGCUAGGCAGUCUGGACUGGAUGUUGUGUUAAUAGUUUGGAUAAUUGGACUCUGGCCUGUUGUGAUUUGUGAAGGAGACAUCUGUGAUAAUACAGAAGUAAUUGAAAAAGGAUGGAUUAAAUGGCCAGAGAAUCGAAUUGAAGGAAGUGUAAUGAUGUAUUUCUGUCCGGAUGGAUUCCGACCCUUUCCUGUCAGCUUGAGGUACUGUGGCAGGAGUGGUAGAUGGAGUCGUCUGAGGAAUGCUUACGGUGAAAAAGCAGAAAGGGCUUCAUGCGCAGCAAUAUUUUGCCCUGUUCCUUCUUUAAGAUUUGGAACGUACAGUCCUCCUCAAGACAGCUACACAUUUAAUAAAACCGUCAAAUUUCAUUGCUUGGAUGGAUUCCAGCUGGCCGGUUCAGCUUCGAGCACCUGUUUGCCAAAUGGUCAAUGGAGUGGCAAAGUGCCCAGAUGCAGCAGUUUAAGAACAUUCUGCCCCAACCCUGGAACGCCCUUUGGUUCAAGAAGAAACGGCAACAAUUUUGAUGUCCUUUCAAUUGUAGAGUAUGACUGUGGUGAAUACAUAUUACGAGGUUCAUCAAAACGUAAAUGCUUGGAAUCUGGCCAGUGGUCUGGAGUGGAGCCUCGGUGUGAAAGCAAAAAUGCUUUUGAUAAUGUGAAGGAUGUGGCGAGAGAACUGGAUGUCUUGGAGUCAACGAUACGCAACGCUGAGUUUAGUUCUGAAAAGGAACACGUGAGUGGGUUCGAUAUCUACUUCGUCCUCGAAGUUUCAGGAAGACUUACCAAUGAAAACUUCAACAAGACUUUUGACUUUGCCACAACUUUCAUCAAGAGGAUGUCGGGUGCUAACGUUAAAGUCCGCUUUGAAUGUAUUGCAUUCGCAUAUUUUUCUCAUAAAAUCAUAAACAUCAGUGAAAGCCUUACCGUGGAGAUGAUGAUAGAAAGGAUUAAAGGCCUUCAGUACAGCGAGUUUUACAACGACAAAGGAAGAAGAUUGGGGUUUGCCCUCGAAUACGUUUACAAAGACAUCAAUGAAACUUUGAACCUUCACAGAGGGCGAGCUAUGCCGAAACAAGUUAUUAUCAUCAUCACCAGUGGGAAAUACAAUGGAGCACCAUCACCUAUUGCUGUCAGAGAUAAAAUUUCAGCUCUGCUCUCGCACUUGCCAAAUAUUCUCGAUGUCUAUGCCAUUGGAAUUGGGGAAAUAGAUAAAAAUUACCUGGAAAAUUUGGUACCACUGAAGGAAACACUAGCACACGAUCAGCGGUAUGCCUUCUAUUUGCCAACCUAUGAUCAUCUAGAGCAAGCACAUGAGCAGCCGAGACGGGAUGGUACCUUACAGACCUAUGAUUGUGGCAUCCGAGGGAAUUUAAUCCAAAGACCAGUUGGGAGGAUAUUUGGUGGUGUCAAAUCGAAAGAGUAUGAAUGGCCAUGGCAAGUCAAUAUAGACUUCCCACAUAAAGAAUUUUGUGGAGGUUCAAUCAUCUCAACGCGUUGGAUUCUCUCUGCUGCUCACUGUUUUAAUGGCUCAUUGGACAUGAUAGAUGACAUAAGUAUAUGGAUUGGUUCCAUCAAAAGGAAGACUGGCUUGCAAAAAUUAUCUGUGGAACAGAUCAUCUUGCACGAACAAUUCAGUGUUCCAACAGAGAUGAACAAUGACAUUGCCCUUUUGAAGACUAAGGAAACCAUCGUAUACAGUUCUCACGUGAGACCUGUUUGCUUGCCUUGCACUCAAAGGAGUGCCCAGCUACUCGUCUCACCUACGAGCAGAUGGACCGAAGCUUGUCGCUAUGAAGAUGUUCUGUUGACAAAUGACAAUGGAAGAACCCAGAAGAUACCAGGUUAUGUGACAGGCUGGGGAUACUAUAGGAAAAGGUCAACUUUAUCAAGUUAUGAUCUGCAGCAUGCCCAAGUGUACAUUCAGAAUCGAUUGACAUGUACUUCCCCAUAUCCGCUGACUGAAAACAUGUUCUGUGCGAAAGGGACAGCAGCAGAUAGUUGCAAAGGAGACUCAGGUGGACCCCUGGUCAUGGAGAUAAAUCAUCGGUGGAUCCAGGUUGGCAUCAUCAGUUUUGGAAAAACGGAGAUCUGCGGACAGGACAUCAUGGGAUUUUAUAGUAAUGUGCCCAAGUAUAUGAACUGGAUUAGAGAGAGAGUAACAGAAUUGCAGUAUGAAUAAAGAGCCAAGGAUACAACCUUAACAUACUAGGUGCAAUAAGUAUCAAAUCAGAAGCCCAGCAAAUUGGACAAAGCAUCUUGACUAAUCAAUCUUAAGUAUCAUCCUGCAUAUUUUAAAUGUGUGGACAAUUCCAUUUUUUUUUGGCAGCAAGAAGAGUUUCCUCAGUGUGAUAACAAUUCAGCUGCUGAAGCUGAAAUUCCAAAGAGAAAAAAGAGAUGACGUAAUUACCAUAUGCAGACAAUUCCCUGAGAAAAAGCUUUAUUGUUCCCUUUUAUAAAUCUGCUUUGGUGUGGCUUUGAUGUUGAAGCAAGCAUGUUAAGUUUGGUCAUACAGUAAGCCUGGAACAAAAAAUUUAAUCUGAAUCUAAUGUAUUGCAGUCAUAACUCCUCCUCUUCUCCAUUCUAAAAGGACGCCCGUCUAUUCUGAGGCUGUGUCCUCUGGUCCCAAGAUUUCCAUCUUACCCUUGCCAUUUUCAUUUUCAAAUUAUGUUAAAUCAAUAUCCACUGUGGGAAUCCAUUUCCUAUUCCAGAGAGCAAUUGUAUGACAGCAUUUCCUCAAUUCCUUCUUCAUCUAUCUCUUCGGAAGACAAGUGCUUAUUGGUAAUCACAGACCCUUCGUUAUAUGAACAUUGAUAAUUGUUCCAACCUAUUCCACUUUGAGACUGAAGGCAGAACUGUUCCUCAAGGUUCCAAAGACUCAGAUUCAAUCCGAACCCAUGCAGCAGACUAUAUGGAGUUUAGACGUUCUCCCUGUGACCACACAGACUUACCCUAGCUACCCUUGUUACUUUCCAGAUCCCAAAGACGUACUGGAUAUUAAAUUAAUUGGCCACUGUAAAUUACCCCUACUGCAGUAGGGAAAAAUCAGGCGGCUGUUAAUGGGCAUGUCUAAGAAAAUAGGUUACAGGGAAUUAGUGGAAUGGGAUUGAUAGGGUGGCUCUGAGAAUGGUCAUAGACAGAAUGAGCUGAAGUCUUGUAAGGAAGUAUUGUCAGAAACAUGGCAAUUGAGAUGACAAAGAAAUUCUCAUUCCACUUGACUGGCCAACAUCUCACUUCAUUUUAGCAGUUUAACUCCUCAUUACUCCUGUUAUCACAGUUACCACAAUGCAUCCCAAAAUUAUCAAUGAGGUUGUUCAGUCUGUAUUGGGUUUAAUUUCAACUCAGGUUUGUGUUCUUCUUUGUUUGAUUGUCAAACCCAAUAUACAUGGACAAAGGUCUGCUGUAUUAAGCAACACACACAUACAAAGUGCCAAAGGAGCUCAGCAGGCCAGGCAGCAUCAAUGGAAAAGAGUACAGUCAACGUUUUGGGCCGAGACUCUUCAUCAGCACUGAAUUGUUGAGUGUGUGCCUUCGGGCUCCUGUACCUCCUUUCUGUUGAGAAGAGGGCAAGUCCUGGGUGAUUGGGGUCCUGAAUGAUGAAUACUGUCUUUUGGAGACAUCGCUUCUUGAAGAUGUCCUGGAUACGACGGAGACCAGUGCCCAUGAUGGAGCUGACUAAAUUUACAACUUAAUUGGGUUCUUUCGGGUUUCUUGCUUUGUGGCUACCUGUAAGCAAACAAAUCUCAAGGUUGUAUAAUUUACAUAUUCUUUAAUAAUAAAUG
Molecule: messenger RNA, 3884 nt
Organism: Mobula hypostoma (lesser devil ray)
Lineage: Eukaryota; Metazoa; Chordata; Chondrichthyes; Myliobatiformes; Myliobatidae
Product: complement factor B-like
Exons: 18
Coding region: 95-2284 (729 amino acids)
Biological process (GO): complement activation; proteolysis; response to bacterium
Cellular component (GO): extracellular exosome; classical-complement-pathway C3/C5 convertase complex; extracellular region
Molecular function (GO): serine-type endopeptidase activity
Source: RefSeq, a predicted model, not a curated record